AUGGAUCUGGUGCCACCCUUGGCAACAGUGCAAGCUUGCAGUGUCCAGCCAUUAGACGAAUAUGAAACACCAAGAGCCCCGCUACUCCGUCAAGUAUCGCUGGAUGAGGAGAGACCGGAUGACUGCCAGGGCCACUGGCGGGGCCAUUACAUACUGGGAGAAGAAGAGGAGAGAGGAGUUAGGCUGUUCAGGGCACUGCUGUUGCAGCACUUGAGACUUGAAGAGCUUAGGCCACCGCCGUGUAUGAUGGUACCGGCAAAACCUGAUCAGAGAGGCUGGUGGUUGUACUGGCGAGACUGGAGGGCCCUAGAACGAGCGGCGAGGAGGUUCAGAGAGACAAAAGCUCGUGCGAUUUUGGCGGCGCGCGCGGAGCACAUACCGCUGUUAAGUCUUGACGAGGUAGCAUUCGAAGACAUCAUGCAAGAGCUAUGCCAGGCUUGUUCGCACGUGGAGAACCGCGCUUUGGUGGUGCUAGCCUUCCUCUGUGAGGUGUGUGCCCGCGCCGUCAGGGUCGGUGGGUGGUGCCGCGCGGCUGACUGGGCGGCCAGGCACGUGGCACAGUGUGCCACACCCUGGGCCAACAGACACGGCGGCUGGAGUGCAGUGGUGGAGCGUGCUGGAAGGGCUCGUAGAGAUGAGACCACUCUCAUCGCUGGUGCUGCGCUGGCUGCUUUACUGGCAUUUCUCAUCUUCUGUCGCACACGUUUUCGCUAUACAAUCCUA
Molecule: messenger RNA, 723 nt
Organism: Iphiclides podalirius (scarce swallowtail)
Lineage: Eukaryota; Metazoa; Arthropoda; Insecta; Lepidoptera; Papilionidae
Source: the annotation of a GenBank genome assembly